Molecule: messenger RNA, 1974 nt
Organism: Magnolia sinica
Lineage: Eukaryota; Viridiplantae; Streptophyta; Magnoliopsida; Magnoliales; Magnoliaceae
Product: potassium channel AKT1-like
Exons: 6
Coding region: 1-1629 (542 amino acids)
Biological process (GO): potassium ion transport
Molecular function (GO): voltage-gated potassium channel activity; protein binding
Source: RefSeq, a predicted model, not a curated record
AUGUCUAUGAUCAAUGUAGCUGUCGGGGGGAACACCCAUCCUUCAAUAAAAGAAGGGAGAUUGGGUGAGAAUAAUGUGUUUUUGCCACGUCAUUUUCAAAGUUCCAAAGGAAAAUCUGUCUCCAAGGGGGUUUUGUAUACAAAGUUUCGGUUUCUUGCAUCUUCUCUGCAGGAACUUAUCCAAUACAGGAACGGAACAGAACAUGCCAGUAGUGCCAUAUCAGUUACACAGAACAGGAAAACUUGUUAUUCGAGAGGCAAGGGUAGGAGAUUGUUUCGGAGAGAUAGGAGUGCUUUGUUACAGGCCACAGCUAUUCACAGUCCGCACCAAACGGUUGUGUCAGCUACUGCGGUUGAAUCGUACUUCCUUCUUGAACAUCGUUCAGUCCAAUGUUGGAGAUGGAACUAUAAUAAUGAACAAUCUCCUUCAGCAUCUGAAAGAGAUGAAAGACCCGGUGAUGGAGGGAGUUUUAGCAGAGACAGAGAACAUGCUCGCUCGGGUAGGAUGGACCUACCUCUCAGCCCAUGCUUUGCUGCAAUCAGAGGAGAUGAUCUUUUACUGCACCAGCUAUUGAGACGUGGCUUGGACCCAAACGAAUCAGACAACAGCGGGCGUACCGCACUGCAUAUAGCAGCAUCAAAAGGAAGUGACAACUGUGUUCUCCUACUCCUAGAUUAUGGGGCGGAACCCAACAGCAGAGAUUCAGAAGGAAGUAUCCCUCUGUGGGAAGCAAUUCUCCAAAAACAUGAAUCGGUGAUCAAAUUGCUGGUGGAGAAUGGUGCAAAUAUCUACUCUGGUGAUGUGGGCCAGUUUGCUUGCACGGCUGUUGAGCUAAACAACUUAGAACUGCUCAAGCACAUUGUCCGUUAUGGGGGUGAUGUCACUUUGCCUAAGAACAAUGGAACAACCGCUCUCCAUGUCGCUGUCUGCGAGGGGAAUUACAACAUAGUCAAAUUUCUAUUAGACCAAGGGGCCGACAUCGACAAACCCGAUGCCCAAGGUUGGUCUGCAAGGGCUCUGGCUGAUCAACAGGGCCACGAAGAGAUAAAAGCCCUCUUCCAAGCCAAGAAAGAGUGUGCUGAUCACUCCAUCCUGGUCUCCAAUCCCCCAAGCGUGAAGUUCAUUGGGAAGUUCAAGAGCGAGCCAUCAAUCCGCCCAUCAUCCCAUGACAGCAUGCCCCUCAUUGGUGAGGGGGGGUCUUGGGGGACCAACCUUCGCAGGCGUAAGAUCAACAACUUCCACAACUCACUGUUUGGGAUCAUGUCUGCUGCUCAUGCAGAUGACAGGAGCCCGCUUCCUUCUGCGGGCCCCUCAAGAUGCAUCAGGCCAUGCAGCAUUCACCGUGCUAGGAUCACGAUUAGCUGCCCCAAGAAGGGCGAUGUGGCAGGGAAACUCAUGCUCCUUCCGGAAUCUUUUCAAGAGCUGCUUGACAUUGGUGCUAAGAAAUUCGGGCUCGUCCCCACCAAAGUCCUCACCAAAGAUGGAGCUGAAAUUGAUGAUAUAGAGCUCAUAAGAGAUGGUGAUCAUCUGAUUCUUGUUGGUGAUGAUGGGGCAAGAGAAGCUGACAGCCAAAAGACGGGAGAAAGAAGGGUGGUGAGAAAGGUGCAUGGAAACCAAUCUUUUUUGUAAUAGACAUGUGCUUUUCAGCCAUUUGGCGCGCCCAUUGAUUGCCACGUUGGAUUACUGAGCUUGGACACAAGAGAUCUGGUGGGCCACUCUGUUUUUCAUGGGCUAUCACUGGAUUUUGGUUGGUGAUCUUGGUGUGGAAGUCGAUGGGAAGUGGGGCAUGGUGUGGAAGGGAGAGAAUUGAAUGAAUGAAUAGAAAGAUGGAGUUGAGAGAUUGAAGAAUGUCUAUGAUGAAUGUAGCUGUCGGGGGGGGAACACCCAUCCUUCAGUAAAAGAAGGGAGAUUGGGUGAGAAUAAUAUGUUUUUGCCCUGUCAUUUUCAAAGUUCCAAAGGAAAAUCUGUCUCCAA